AUGAGAAGUCAAAUGGUUUCUCAGCUUUUCUUGAUCCUACUAAUCUCCAUUUGCUGUAGAAUGAGCUAUGUAGUGGCAGCUAAUUCCAGCAAGUGUCUUCAGGAUCAGAAGAUGUUGCUUCUGCAGCUCAGAAAUAACCUUACUUAUGAUUCUGAAGUAUCCACCAAGCUAGUGAAUUGGAAUGAGAGAAUUGAUUGCUGUCAAUGGCAGGGUGUCACUUGCAACGGUGCAGGCCAAGUUAUUAGUCUUGACCUUACUAAUGAAUUGUUUUCAGGCAGUAUCAAUCCAUUAGCAAAUCUUAAGUUUCUCUCUGUAAUCCGUCUUGAUGGGAACUACUUAUCUGCUCCAAUUCCGGAGUUCUUCGCGGAUUUCACCAAUCUAACUGUCUUGAGUCUAAAUUCCUGCAACUUGAUAGGAGAAGCACCUCAGAAAAUAUUCCAGGUACCAACUCUGCAGACUAUUGACUUAUCAGUAAAUGAGAUGCUUGGGGGUUCUUUACCUGAAUUUCCUCCAAAUGGAUCUCUCCAAGCACUGCGGCUUAGUCGUACAAAAUUUUCAGGAAUUUUACCCGAGUCUAUAGGGAACCUUAAGAUGUUGUCACAUGUUGAACUUGAAGCUUGUAAUUUUACAGGUCCAAUUCCAACUUCUAUGGAAAAUCUAACCCACCUUGUUCAUCUGGAUUUCGACUGGAAUAGCUUCUCCAGUUCGUUUCCAUCUUUUAAGCUGUCCAAAAAUCUCACUUUUAUAAGAUCUGCUAGAAAUAAAUUGACAGGAAUAUCAUCCGACUGGGAAGGCUUUGAUAAUCUUGAGUAUCUUGACCUGAGUAACAAUUCAAUUUCUGGGCUCAUUCCAGCAUCAUUGUUUUACCUACCCUCACUUACAGCUUUAGUUCUGUCCAACAACAAGUUUUCUGGCCAAAUAACUGACUUACAAAAUGUAACUUCUCCACUAGAAGAUAUUGACUUGAGUGCCAACAAAUUGGAAGGGCCAAUACCUGAGUUUAUAUUUGAACUUCACGGUCUUUUUGGUCUUUCACUUUCAUCCAACAAGUUCAAUGGGACUGUGCAGUUGAAGAAAUUCACAGAGUUCGAUAAGCUUUUAAGUCUUGAUCUGUCCCACAACAGUUUAUCAGUUGACACAGAUAUAAGUGAAUCAGAAUUUUCCUUGCUACCCCAGCUGAAUUCUUUCAUGUUAGCAUCAUGCAAUCUGCAAAAUAUUUCCUUCCUCAAGAACCAAUCGAAGUUGUCAAUGUUAGAUCUAUCAAAUAACCAGCUUACCGGUGAAAUACCAAACUGGUUGGUGGAAAUCAAUGAUGGACUUCUUCGUUUUCUGAAUCUUUCUUUCAAUAAAUUCACACAUAUUCAAGAACCUUAUACAUUUGGUUUUCUAAAUUACCUUAAUCUGCAUUCAAAUCUGCUCACUGGGGUUAUUCCAUUACCACCACGUGCAGCUGCAUAUAUUGACUUCUCCGACAAUAACUUUGCUACUUUGAUACCGCCUGACUUUGGCAAUUAUCUCGUAACCGCUCAGUUCCUCUCAAUUGCAAACAACAAAGUUAUCGGUAGUAUCCCUUCUUCAAUCUGCAAUUCCAGCUAUCUUGAAGUACUUGACUUGUCUAACAACAGUUUGCAUGGCACAAUACCGCCAUGUUUAGCAGAAAAGAGCAGCACACUGAAAGUACUUAACCUGGGAAAGAACAAUUUCAUAGGAAAUAUACCUGAAAAGUUUUCUUAUAAUUGUGAGUUAGAGAGCCUCGACCUCAGUCAGAAUCACUUAACAGGUCUGCUUCCUCGUUCUUUAUCCAACUGCACAAGGCUAAAGGUAUUAAAUCUUGGAAACAACAAGAUCAAGGAUACUUUCCCCUGCUGGUUGAGGGACAAUUCAAAUCUUCGGGUACUUGUAUUACGCUUCAAUGGUUUCCAUGGGAACAUUGAUUGCUCUCGAGCGUCUUCCAACUGGACCUCUCUUCAAAUCAUGGACCUAGCUUCCAAUAAUUUAAGUGGCAUUCUCCCCCGAGGUUCACUCUUGGAGCUAAAAGCACUGAUGGUUGACCCAUCUUUAGCAUAUUCACGCUCUGAUAUCUUGCAUUUUGGGUCUCAACUUGGGUCGGUAUACUAUCAGGAUAGAGUCACUGUUUCUCUUAAAGGACAAAAUGUUGAACUGACAAAGAUCCUUCUCUUCUUCACCUCCAUUGAUUUUUCAAGUAACAAUUUUGUGGGGGACAUACCAGAGACAGUUGGAGAUCUCCAAUUACUUUAUCUUCUCAACAUUUCACACAACAAUCUCACAGGUCAAAUCCCUUCAGCAAUUGGAAAUUUGAAGCAAUUGGGAUCACUGGACCUCUCAUUCAACAGGUUAGGUGGCAAUAUCCCAGAAAAGCUUGCUAGCCUCACAUCACUUUCCGUCUUAAACUUAUCAUAUAAUGAAUUGGUUGGAAUGAUUCCACGAGGCAACCAAAUUCAAACCCUUGAAGAUGCUUUCAUAGGAAACAAGGGGCUCUGUGGGUUUCCGCUGAACAUAACUUGCAAAAAUAACUCAGCAGUGACACCUCCACAGCAGCCAGAACUUGAAGAGGACAGAUUCAUUUCAAGGACGGAGAUUUAUGUCAGCGUUGAGUUAGGAUUUGUUGUUGGAAUCGGGAUCAUCUUUAUACCACUUUUGUUAUCUAAAAGAUGGAACCACUUGUACAACAAACUAGUCGACAGAUUGAUAUUAAGAAUAUUUCAGCAGCAAGAUCAAGAUGGGAGAACUAGUAAGAGCAGUAGAGUAGUAUCUAGGAAGAAGGCAGCAGGGAAAUCAAGAGGCACUCGUUAA
Messenger RNA from Lycium barbarum (goji berry), 2814 nucleotides. Its product is annotated as receptor-like protein 50. The record is from RefSeq and is a predicted model, not a curated record. Bases 1 to 2814 code for a protein of 937 amino acids. Gene Ontology annotation, molecular function: protein binding. The transcript has a single exon. NCBI's taxonomy places the organism in Eukaryota, Viridiplantae, Streptophyta, Magnoliopsida, Solanales, Solanaceae.